Molecule: messenger RNA, 1219 nt
Organism: Chiloscyllium plagiosum (whitespotted bambooshark)
Lineage: Eukaryota; Metazoa; Chordata; Chondrichthyes; Orectolobiformes; Hemiscylliidae
Gene: nicol1
Product: NELL2 interacting cell ontogeny regulator 1
Source: RefSeq, a predicted model, not a curated record
UACGCAACCGUUGCUCGCCUGGUCAGAUCGAGGCGGGGCUGUUUGGGACGGUCGAGUGGUUUUAAAUUUGAAAUCUUUCUCUCGGGUCGCUGCUGCUGCCGCCGUCGCGGCGAUCAUGGCCGUUCCUUCGCUCUGCGUCUUCGUCCUGCUCGCUGCCGGCUUCAUAGUCGAAGCCAACGGCGAAUCUGGGACUGUGAUCCCGGCUGAAAGUCGUCCCUGUGUUGACUGCCAUGCGUUUGAAUUUAUGCAGAGAGCACUACAAGACUUGAAAAGGACUGCAAAUAACCUAAACACUAGGACUGAUGAUCUGCUGCUGAGAGUGGAAAAGCGGGCAUUAUGUGACUGUCUGCCUUCAAAUCUGUUAGCCUGAUGUAUUAGAGGUGGGCCGCGACACUUUGCUCAGAACAUAUUCCUGUGCCUCGUGACAUGCAAAUGAAAUAUGUCUCAAGCGUUUGAGAUGAGCUAAAUAUUCACAGUGAAAUAAUAAAUAUGUUUCAGAGACCUUUUUCAAAAAAAAGGCAAAUAAACUAUUUGAUUCCUGAAGGCACUGUUUGAAAUUCUCUUCCUAUUCCUGUCUUCAGAUGUCUUCUGAAAACCAUUUUCCUUUCACUGACCUUUCUAUUUCUCCCUUUCCCUUCAAUUAAUAUUUUCAAAGCUAUCCAACCUACCUGUCCUGUUGUCAAAUAUUUUGCAUCUUUUUUUUUUCUGUGAGGAAUAGGUGUAAUGUGACUGCAUGUAAAUUUUAAUAUGCUAGUUGGCAUAAUUUGUUUGCACUUUUAUUUAUCCUGCACUUAACUAGAAAGCAUGAAAUGUGAUGUAAUAAGACAGCUUAAUAUUGUAUUGUGUGUUUAUCCCUGUACUAUUAGCUUUCACAGGGAUAGGGCAGGAAAGGAGAGUUGAGAAACAAGUUUAACCAUGAUUCAGUUGAAUGAUGUGCAAAUUGAAGGGGCCAUUGGUCUACCCUGCUUCUAUUUCUUGUGUCCUUAUAGGAUUCCAUUAUGUUCAAUUAUUGGUGAGUAGAAUGUACUUUACUAUGUCUUGUAAGAUUUAAAUAUUUAGUGGGGGAAAAUGUGGUUUUGUGUCAAGUUAACAAGUAAUUUUCUAUGCUAAUAUAUGUUUGAUCCUAAAAGUGUAACUUAUUUCAUAAUGGGAAUAUACAUAGUACUGUUACAAAUAUAGCAUGCUACAUUGAAGUAAAAUUCUACUCUAUGAAACACUU